GCACCGCUCCGACCGGUGGGUGGUGUGUCUCUCUAUAAGUGGCACUUAUAGCCCCCUCCUCUGUGCCCAGCUCCUUUUGCGUGAGCCUCUUGGUUUGCGUCGCCUAGCUCGUGUUCUAUCCCCGAUAUCCUCUACUCUAGCCUCCUCGCCCAUGGCCGAUUCCUCUUCCUCUUCCGAGGAGGAUGAACAAGUUCCUUUAUGGCCACCAUGGCUCGUUGGAGCUGGAAGGAAGCCUGUAUGGCCUUCAUGAUCAGGGCCUUGUCUUCUGACUGCUCUUGGUUCAGUAUAUGCGAUGCACCGAUGCAUCCAUCCCCUUUGGUGCAUCCUAUGGUGUUCUUUGAUUUAUUUCGUGCUGUCUACUCAUGAAGCUUUCACUGAAGACGCCCCACCGUCCAUCCGAGACACCGUGUAAUCUUGGCCGUUGAUCCAUCCCCCACCAGACCGGAUCGAGAUCUAGGCAGAAGGCGAGUCGCCCCCCUCACCCUUCCUCGCCCUCGUCUCCGCCCCAACCUCCCCACGAGAAACCCUCGCCGCCGCCGACCCCGACGCCCCGCCUCACCGGCUCCACCUCGCCGCCGUCCAGGUGACGAUGCUCCACAUGGACCAGAACGCCCCUGCCGCUUUCUUCAUUGGACCGGAUGGGGUUGAGAUCGAUCACCUCAACCCGGCAACCAACAUGAGGACGGCCCGUGCAGUACUCCCCGAUGGGCAGGUGCUCAACAUCCGCGACCCGGAGCUCUGGGCUGUUUUUGACCAGUUCUUUGAUCCAGCCAUUCAUGACAACAUUUUUGCGCGCAGCAGGACCCACAUCCACCCUGCCCUUCGUAAUUAUGAUGUCAUUGCCUACCCUGCUGGGAUGGUCCCGCGGGUCGCUUCCUUUGUUGAUCCCAAAGGUAAUCGUCUCGCGCACGAUUCCCAUCCCCAGUCAGAUUCCAGGUUGCACCUACCAGAUGGGAGGUUUGUUCACGUCUGUGAUCCAUACAUAUGGGUCAUCUUUGAUGAGCACCUAAGCCCGAAUCUGCGUUCAAUCAUUCAGGGGUUUCAGCAUGUCCAAUACCGUGGCCCCCCUAUCUCGCUCAACAGUGCACGAGCCCAUGCCCCCGUCGCAUAUCCAAAGCAUGAAAAUACAAACACUUGGAUUGAUGUUCGUCCACGCCGCCGCGGCCGGGCUGCUAAUGUGGUGGGCAAUGGUUUGGGACAGGCUGGCGGGGCUGCUUAGUCUUCUGCCCAACACUGAAAAGAGGCUGACCACAGGGGGAAGUGCCGCCGUUCAGAAGACAGAGUUGUGAGGCAAGAAUGGAGUUACCGUCAGUUUUCGCGUCGUUACAAUAAAAUUACGUAUACAGGUCUCAGUUUUGGCGACAUGUAAAAUAUGAAUGCACUUCAGCCUUUACUAGGUUAAACCUGACCUGUAGUGCGUAGUACACUAUCAUAAUUCUGCACAAAUGGUGGUUACGUUGAUGUUUUGGAGAUUCUUAGAGCUAUUGGCAUUUUGGUUGGUAGAUUCUGAUGCAAAUGAUAUCCAAAGAAUCUUGGUCUCGGCA
Messenger RNA from Triticum aestivum (bread wheat), 1544 nucleotides. RefSeq lists its product as uncharacterized. The transcript has 7 exons. Lineage: Eukaryota; Viridiplantae; Streptophyta; Magnoliopsida; Poales; Poaceae. The record is from RefSeq and is a predicted model, not a curated record. Bases 590 to 1219 code for a protein of 209 amino acids.